GUGUUGUUGGAUACUGGUCCAACUGGUCCUGUUUUGUCUGCUGUUUUUGUUGAUAGUUUUGAGGUCCCGAAGGUGAAACGAGACGUCCCGGCCCGGGUAUUUGGAUUUACGGGAGAGGUUAUGAAGGGCACGGGACACGCCUUUAUACAACCAUUAAUUAUAAUGUCAAAGGGGCAUCAAACGCAACUAUCAUUCGAGAUCGCCCCUCUUCUGUCUGGCAUCGAUGCAAUAUUACCAAACUGGUGGUUGAAAGAACAUAAGCCGGUUAUAGGGGCAAAUGGGGAAGUUUCCUACGAUGGCAGGAACUGCAAGAGUCGAUGCUUCACUGACAAGGAACCACAAAUAGAAAUGGACGAGGUGUAA
Molecule: messenger RNA, 363 nt
Organism: Morchella sextelata
Lineage: Eukaryota; Fungi; Ascomycota; Pezizomycetes; Pezizales; Morchellaceae
Exons: 1
Source: RefSeq, a predicted model, not a curated record